Molecule: messenger RNA, 1283 nt
Organism: Zonotrichia albicollis (white-throated sparrow)
Lineage: Eukaryota; Metazoa; Chordata; Aves; Passeriformes; Passerellidae
Source: RefSeq, a predicted model, not a curated record
AUGGGCGGGGAGGGGGGUCCCCGGAGCUACCCCGCCGGCUUCGUGUACAUCUUCCUGGGGCUCUACCAUGCCACGGGCCGCGGCUCCGACAUCCGCCUGGCUCAGUACCUCUUCGCCGGCCUCUACCUCCUCAACCUGCUCCUCGUCUUCCGCAUCUACUGCCGGACCAACAAGGUCCCUCCGUACGUUUUCUUCUUCAUGUGCUGCGCCUCAUACCGCAUCCACUCCAUCUUUGUGCUGCGGCUCUUCAAUGAUCCUGUGGCCAUGGCCAUCCUCUUCCUCGCCAUCAACCUCUUCCUGGAGGAGCGCUGGUCCUGGGGCUGCCUCCUCUUCAGCCUGGCUGUGUCCGUGAAGAUGAACAUCCUGCUCUUCGCCCCUGGGCUCCUCUUUCUCCUCCUGCAACGGUUUGGUCUCCUGGGCUGUAUCCCCAAGCUCUGCAUCUGUGCCCUGCUCCAGGUGGUUCUGGGCCUGCCCUUCCUGCUGGUGAACCCCGUGGGGUACCUGACCCGCUCCUUUGACCUGGGCCGCCAGUUCCAGUUUAAAUGGACGGUGAACUGGCGCUUCCUCCCAGAAGAGGUUUUCCAGAAUCGAGUCUUCCAUGCUGCUCUGCUCCUGGCUCACCUGGCAGGCCUGGGGCUCUUUGCACUGCACCGGUGGCACAGUUCCAAAGAGAACAUCCUGACUCUGUUGAAGGAUCCUGCCAAAAGGAAACCUGCAUCCCCUCGCUUGACUGUCAACAGGAUUGUCUUCAUCCUCUUCUCCUCCAACUUCCUGGGUGUCUGCUGCAGCCGCUCCCUGCACUACCAGUUCUACGUCUGGUAUUUCCACACUCUGCCCUACUUACUCUGGUGCACCCCGACCACCAAGCUGGCCCACAUGCCCAAGGUGCUGCUGCUGGGCGUGAUCGAGCUCUGCUGGAACACCUACCCCUCCACAGUGUGCAGCUCCCUCUCCCUGCACAUCUGCCAUGGACUCAUCCUGCUCCAGCUCUGGUACGGCACAGCCCCCACGCCGGUGUCACACACCCCUCCAACAAGCAGGAAACCCACAGCCACGUCCAAGAAAGCCCAGUGAGAGUGGGGAUGGCUGGCCAGUGGGAACUGGCCUCUGGAACUGCCCCAUCUGCCUGCUCUUUUCCCACUUGACUCCCAGGCUGCCCACAGCAAUCCCAAGAGGGCCAUGAGCCUUGGAACUGCGCAAAGGGGGCAGGUGUGGGGUCCCCCAAAAGGCAGGACUUCCCAAAUAAAGGGGGCUUUGUGUGCCCUUCCCCAAAACCCUUGUCC